Messenger RNA from Megalops cyprinoides (Indo-Pacific tarpon), 1482 nucleotides. Its product is annotated as XIAP-associated factor 1-like. The record is from RefSeq and is a predicted model, not a curated record. Gene Ontology annotation, biological process: apoptotic process. The transcript has 8 exons. NCBI's taxonomy places the organism in Eukaryota, Metazoa, Chordata, Actinopteri, Elopiformes, Megalopidae. Bases 15 to 803 code for a protein of 262 amino acids.
CUCAGUCGUCAGCCAUGGCAGACGAGGAGGAGAGCAAAGUCUGCAGCCACUGUAACAAGGAAGUGGCUCAGUCCAACUUCGGGUUACACGAGCUGCACUGCCGAAGGUUUCUGUGUGUGUGCCCUGACUGUGAGGAGUCGGUUCCCAGGGAGGAGCUGGAGCAGCACAGAAUUGACCAGCACAGCCAGGUGAGGUGUGGCAAGUGCAAGAAAAAGGUGGAAAGCUGCAAGCUGCAGGACCAUGAGGCAGAGGAGUGUGAGGACAGGCUGAAGAGCUGCGACUACUGCCAGCUGGAGCUGCCUUGGAAAAGCCUGGCGGAGCACACCGAGGCCUGCGGCAGCCGGACGGAGCGCUGCGGGGACUGCAGCCGCUACAUCAGGCUGCGGGAUCAGGAGGCCCACGCCCUGCUCUGCUCCCCCACACCAGCGGAGGGCGCCUCGCCUCAGAAAGACAAGAAGAGCACAGCAGCCCACACACGCGAGCUGUGCUUUAACUGCAUGAAGUCUUUCCCUCUAUACCAGCUGAAGGGACACCAGCUGGUCUGUAAUUCUUCAUCGUUCUCUUUCGGCGGCGGAGGUGUCCAUGAUGAAAAGGACCUGGAACCCAAUGUGGAUGUGGCCAGCUUUUUCCAGUCUAGGUCCUUCCUGCGUAACAGAGGACCUACGCAUGACAGAGACGUGGAGGAUGUGAAUGAGAUCAGCACCUGUCCCUACUGUCAUCUGGCCCUCCCUCUGUUUGUGCUGCAGAAGCAUGAGGUUAAAUGUCGGGCAGUUGGAAAUUGGAAAAACACUCUGGUAGAGUGACCAGGAAGAUCAAACAAGAAAGAUGGUGCAGGGAGCCCGUGUUCAUCAGAUGGAUUUGCAGAAGACAGUGGACCUGGACAUAGCAGUGUAUGGGAGCUCUAACAGUAGGACAUGAGACAAAUAAUAUGUCCAAACAGACUUAAGCUAAAUAAUGGACUUUAGAUUAAUAUAACUUUGGAUAUGAGGCAUAAAUGACAUACAGGUAGUCCACCUCUUGGGAUUCGUGUUUACAGAAAUGAUCAAUGUAUACACCAUUUAUAAAAAUAUAAAAAUGCCACCACUGGUUGCUGAGGAGAGAGAGGCUGAGGAGGAAGAAUGAAAAAAGGAGUCACCACAUGCAAGUUAGUGACUGUGGUAAAGUGAAAAACAAAAUAUCUGCAGAAGCAACAGUUUCCUUACCUAGGGCUCUUGUUUUUUUUGGGCUACCUUUAUGAAUCUGUGUGUUUUCUGUCAGAGAACUCUUAUUAAAUCCUUUGAGUGUGUGCAUUGUCCUCCUUGCCCUGUAAAUAAACAGCAAGCCAAAGACCAUGAUGUGCACCUUGCUGUUCUCUGUCCCUUUGUUUAUUUAUACUUACACUGAUACUGAAUCAGGAUUAACCUGCCCAAGGGCCUGGAGGCAUUAGAUGGCAUAAUGAUGUAACAAUAUCAUCUCCUUCUUGACUGAUUCUCCAGCCUUUGA